GUUGUUGUUGUUUUUUGUCCAUUUUUGGUGAAUUUGGAUAACCGAAUUUUUUUUUGUUCUUCAAAUAAAUAGAUAGAAAACGACAAUAAAUACAAUGAGUGCAUUUUAUAACUGAGAAAUACAACACAUUGGCAUUUUUCGGUAUUAUAAUAAUAACAACAACAACAACACUAUUUUAACCAAAAGGGCUAAACAACAACAACAACGAUAACAAGAAUAUACAAAAAAAAAGAGAAAGAAAAACAAUAUAUAUAUAAAUUGACCGCCAAUUUUUGUUUAUUCCAUGAUAACGGAAAUGGAAAUGAGCCUUAAUCAUAGUGGUGAUGCCAUUUUCAAUCUAUUCUCAUUAUUGGUGGUUACCGACACGACAACAACAACAACAACAGCAGCAGCAACUAAUGAACCAAACAACAACAAUGAUACAACAACAAUCAACAACAUUAUCGAUAAUCAAACACGUUUUAUUCGUACAUUUUCAUAUUUCACCGAUAAUGUUGAUAAACAAAGAACAUUGAAAAAUUAUUCAUCCAAUGAUUGUUUUCAUUCAUCAUCAUCAUCAUUAUCAUCAUCAUCAUCGUCAUUAUAUUCAACGACAACGUCAAAUCAAUUGGAGAGCUUUAAUGAUAAUCAUCAUCAAUAUAUUGAAGAGCUAUUAAAAGAAAAAUUCAAUAAUGCUACAGUUAUUAUUUCGGUCAUUAUAUUGGUUUUAAUCAAUAUAAUGGUCAUUUUUGGCAAUAUUCUUGUCAUUUUAAGUGUUUUUGCAUCAAGCAAACUACGUACGGUGACAAAUUUUUUUAUCGUUUCAUUGGCAGUUGCCGAUUUUUUAGUCGGUAUUGCCGUACUACCAUAUUCGCUCACAUUUGAGAUUUUAGACACGUGGAUAUUUGGUGAAGUCUGGUGCCAAGGAUGGCUUGUGAUUGAUGUUUGGAUGUGUACAGCAAGCAUAUUAAAUCUAUGUGCAAUAUCGGUCGAUAGAUAUUUGGCCGUCACUAGACCUGUCCGAUAUCGUAGCUUAAUGACUGCCAAAAGAGCAAAAUUUAUUAUUGCUGGUGUUUGGAUUAUAUCUUUUAUUAUUUGUUUUCCUCCUCUUUUACUUGGUAAACAAGAAUCUUUUUCCACAAUACCAAACAUCAAUCCAACCACAUCAUCAUCGUCGUCAUCAUCAUCAUCAUCAUCAUUAUCCGAUCAUUAUGAUCCUUUAACAUAUCAAUUUUCAUCAUCAUCAAUUCCGGCCGAUUUUACACCACCUUCUUCUUUAUCUUCUUCUUCAUCUAAAUCUUUUUCUUCUAAAUCGUCUUCAUUGUCGUGGUCUUCAACAAGUGACAGUAAUAAUAAAAUGAAUGAAGAGUCUUCCAUAAUGGCCAACAACAAUAAAAACAACCAAAAUAUUCGAUCUCAAACAAUGUCCAUCGAUACAAAAGACAUUCUCUCAACGAAUAAUAAUAAUCAAAGUCCAUUGUCAAUAAAAAUGAAUAAAGGAAAAAAAUUUGAUUCAGAUUUCAAAGCGCGUUGUAAACCACAGCCCGUCCAAUGUGCUUUGUUUCGUAACAAAAGCUAUGUGAUAUAUUCGGCAUUUGGAUCAUUUUUCAUUCCAAUGUUCGUGAUGAUUUUUCUUUAUUGGAAAAUAUAUUUAGUCGCUAUUCGUACUAGUCGUGCCUUGAAAAAAGGUUAUCGUAUUACAAAAGCAUCAUGUGAAGAGAAUCAAGAACGAUUAACAUUGCGUAUUCAUCGUGGAUAUUGUAGUGGUGGUGAAAGUUUGCCAAUAGAAAAACGAUCAUCGAUCGAUCAUGAUCAGCCAAAUAAUAAUAAUAACCGAAAAGAAUUAUCUAAAGGCUCAAGUGAUCAUCAACAACAUUCUCAACGGACAUCAUGGACCACAUAUAAUCGUACAUCAAAUACGAUUGAGACAGCAUUAACGGCCGAUAAUCCAACUGUGAUAUCUAGUAGUACGAACAAAUUAUUAUCACCACCAAAUAGAAUGAUUAUAAGAAAUGGUAGUAAUCGAAAUCAUCAUCGCCAUUCAUCGGGCCAUUCACAUCCAAGUUUUUCCAGUAGUCCUUCAUCAUCACGUGAAGGUAGUGCCCGUAGUAAUAAAGUCAAUAUUCCAUCAAGACCAACCAGUAAACGUGCAUCCAAAUAUCAGGCUAAACGUUUCCAUGCUGAGACAAAGGCUGCCAAAACUGUUGGCAUCAUUGUAGGAGGUUUUAUAGUUUGUUGGCUACCAUUUUUCAUUGUUUAUUUAACCAGAGCUUUCUGUGUAGAUUGUAUACCGAAUUUAUUAUUUAGCAUCUUUUUCUGGUUAGGUUAUUGUAAUUCAAUGAUUAAUCCAUGCAUAUAUGGUCUGUUUAGCCGUGAUUUUCGACGUGCUUUCAAAAACAUCAUUUGCAGAUGUCGAUUCCGGGAGGAAACUUCUGUCAGUUCACUUAUUCGACAAAUUCAUAUGCCGACAUUUUUUGAAGAUAUGCCCGAAGAGAUGGCUAAACAUGAAUCACAAGACUAUUGAGAGUGAGAGAGAGAGAGAAAAAAACACCAUCAUCAUCAUCAUCAUAUUAUUAUUAUUCAAGAGAAUUUUCUUCUUUGAAAAAAACAGAUAAAAAAAAGUGUGGCAAAAGAAAAAUGAAAGUUAAUUUUGUACAAACCAUUUUGCUCCUCAUCGGUCAACAACAACGACAACAACAAACAAGCAAGCAAAAAAAAAACUCGAUGAUAACAAACAACCGAAAAAAAAAUGUAUUGGCAAUAAAUUAUCAUCAUUGAAGAAUUUUGGAUUUGGAAACAAAAACACAAAUGACCAAUGUUGAUUCUUGAUGAAAUUAAUCGAUGAUUGUAAUUCAAACAAACAACGAUAAUAAUGUUGAUGAUGAUGAUGAUGUAAGAAAAAAAAAUGGAAAAU
Molecule: messenger RNA, 2893 nt
Organism: Dermatophagoides farinae (American house dust mite)
Lineage: Eukaryota; Metazoa; Arthropoda; Arachnida; Sarcoptiformes; Pyroglyphidae
Source: RefSeq, a predicted model, not a curated record